UAAUUUACUUUCAAAUCUGAAAACUACACCCAUAAAUGCUUUCUUUAUAACAUACAUAGAAUGGAUGCUAUGUACAUUCCUCACCCACACAUUAAUAUUUUCAAGUAUGGCAUAGAUGGUGACCAUAGUUCAAAACCACAUUCUACACGUACAUGUACAUCCACGUUGAUCAAUUAAUUUAAUUAUGUGUCGCCAUAUUAAUUUCUUUGACUUUUAUUGCACAAACUAGUCCUCUAACCCAUUCUCCUCCAUCUCUACAUUUAACACAUGAUUUAUUUUUGUUUAUAUUUUGAAAAACAGAGACAAUACAUACUCACCAUAUAUUAUUCUCUUGAGAGAUUAAUAAUUUUAGUUUCUCAAAACCUUCUUCACCAUGCAUUCUACAUCUCUUAAAUGGCUAAGCCUUGUAGCCAUUAUAUGGCUCCAAGCUAUAAAUGGAACAAACACAGAUUUCCCUGCUUACUCUUCCCAACUUAAACAACUUCUUUCCAUUUCUCAAAUUCAACUCAACACCCUUGCUUUUGCCUCCGAUGCCGGAAAACUUUUCGGUUGGCUUUCCGGCCUCGCUGCUAUUCACCUCCCUCUCUGGCUUGUCCUUAUCAUCGGUUCGACUCUCGGACUAAUCGGUUACGGUGUCCAAUAUUAUCUCUUCCUAACCAACCAAAUUUCUUCUCUAUCUUAUUGGCAUGUGUUCUUACUAACUUUUCUAGCUGGAAAUAGCAUUUGUUGGAUUAACACUGUUUGUUAUGUUGUUGCCAUAAGAAACUUCUUAUCUAAUAGCCAAGUUGCUGUUGGAUUAUCAACUAGUUAUCAAGGAUUAAGUGCAAAGAUUUAUAUAAAUAUUGUUGAUGUUGUUUCUCCACAUAAUAAGGCUAAGACUUUUCUAUUCAUGAACUCUCUAGUACCUAUAGUUAUUAGUUUAUUAGUAGCUCCUAUAGUAAGAGAAAUUGAAGUGAAAAAUCCUAAGCAUUCUAGUGUUGGAUUUGCUUUGAUGUUUGUUAUUACAAUUGCAACUGGAAUUUAUGCUGUAAUGAGUAGCUUGCAAUUUUUCACAUCCAAAAUAUCAUCACUUGGUGUUCUUAUUGGUCUUCUAGUGUCUCUUCUUUUGCCUCUAUUGCUUCCAAUUUCCUUUAAGAUCAAGGAACUAGUUGAUUCAUGGUACAAGAAAAGAGAAAGACUAAGAGUUUACCAUUUUACAAUGGAUGAGAAUAAUAAUGAAGAGAGUAGAGUGAGUGAGGUGAAAGAAGGAGAAGAUUGUAGUGAAGUUGAAGAGAUUGAUGUUAUGGAAGAAAUUGGAGUGAAGUUAAUGUUGAAGAGAAUGAAUUUUUGGUUAUAUUUGUUUGUUUAUUUUUUUGGUGCAACAAUUGGUUUAGUGUUUCUUAACAACCUGGGACAAAUAGCUGAAUCCAGAGGUUGCUCUGCCACUUCAUCUUUGGUGUCUUUAUCUUCUUCUUUUGGAUUCUUUGGCCGUCUCAUGCCAUCUCUAGUGAACUACUUUUACAGGGGAAAACAUAAAAUUUCAAGAGCUGCCUCAAUGGUGGCAGUGAUGGCACCAACAUCAUGUGCAUUUUUCUUACUUAUUAACAAAAAUGACCUGGCACUUUACAUAAGCACUGCUGUGAUUGGAGUGAGUACUGGAGCAAUCACUUCCAUUGCUGUUUCCACAACAACUGAAUUAUUUGGAACAAAGAAUUUCUCUGUAAACCAUAAUGUGCUUGUGGCCAAUAUCCCAAUUGGGUCAUUUUUGUUUGGUUACUCAGCUGCACUUGUUUACCGUAAGGAAGGAAAUGAACAUGGGAAUUGUAUUGGCAUAGACUGUUACAGAAACACUUUUAUCCUUUGGGGUUCAUGUUGUUGCCUUGGAACUUUAUUGGCUUUAAUUUUGCAUACUAGAACUAGAAACUUUUACUCACAUAAACAAUAGGUAACAUUUUUGUUUAGAUAUUAGUAUAUAUCUUUUCAAUAUACACAGGGGAUAUUGUGUAAUUCAUGUCCCCCAAUCAAUCUCACCUACUUUUUACAGCAAUUUAAUAUUUAUUAUAUAAUUGAGUAGGUUAGAAUACCAUAAAAGGUAGGUUCUGUAUAAUCAAUAUGAUAUUGAUAUAGAAAUCAUUCAAUACUAAAAUAAAAUAAAAUUCUCAUU
Molecule: messenger RNA, 2143 nt
Organism: Cicer arietinum (chickpea)
Lineage: Eukaryota; Viridiplantae; Streptophyta; Magnoliopsida; Fabales; Fabaceae
Product: protein NUCLEAR FUSION DEFECTIVE 4-like
Cellular component (GO): membrane
Source: RefSeq, a predicted model, not a curated record